AUGAGUGUUAAAGCUUUCAAGCUCGUUUCUGCUGUUGAGCGGGAGAUGUUAAUGGGAGACAAAAAUUACAUCAACAUCGAAUGCAUUGAGUGUUGUGGAAAGAACCUCUACAUUGGAACCAAUGACUGCUUUAUCUAUCACUUUCUAUUGGACGAAAAGAUAUCAUCAGCUGGAAAAAUAACUUUUGCUGCCACCAAGCAACUACAUAAAUACCUGGGCUUGAAGAAGCCUGUGAGUGAGCUGAAAGCAGCCUCUGCCCUCACCAGGCUUCUUGUGCUUUGCGACAACACAAUAACACUAGUUAACAUGAUGAACCUGGAACCUGUCCCCACUGGCGCUCGAAUCAAAGGAGCCGUGACAUUCACAUUAAAUGAAAACCCCGUGAGUGGGGAUCCUUUCUGUGUCGAAGUCUGCAUUAUCUCGGUCAAGCGACGGACCAUCCAAAUGUUCAUGGUGUUUGAAGACAGAGUCCAGAUAGUGAAGGAAGUGUUUACUCCAGAGCAACCCUGUGCUGUGGCUGUAGAUGGUUAUUACUUGUGUCUUGCGCUUACUACGCAGUAUAUCAUUUUGAAUUAUAAUACUGGAGUCUCCCAGGAUCUAUUUCCUUACUGCAGUGAUGAGAAACGGCCAAUUGUGAAAAGGAUAGGCAGACAAGAGUUUCUGUUGGCUGGCCCUGGAGGCCUAGGCAUGUUUGCAACUGUAGAUGGCAUUUCACAGCGUGCCCCUGUGCACUGGUCGGAGAACGUGAUUGGAGCAGCUUUGUGCUUUCCUUAUGUGGUUGCUCUUGAUGAUGAGUUCAUUACAGUGCACAGCAUGCUGGACCAGCAGCAAAAGCAAACCCUGCCUUUUAAAGAAGGUCACAUUCUACAGGACUUUGAAGGAAAGGUGAUUGUUGCUACUAAUAAGGGAGUGUAUAUCUUGGUGCCACUACCUUUGGAAAAACAGAUUCAGGAUCUUCUAGCUAGCCACAGAGUGGAAGAAGCCCUUGUUCUAGCAAAAGGAGCUCGAAGGAAUAUUCCAAAAGAGAAAUUUCAGGUAAUGUACAAACGAAUCCUCCAGCAGGCAGGUUUUAUACAGUUUGCACAGCUUCAGUUCCUUGAAGCAAAAGAACUCUUCAGAAGCGGCCAGCUUGAUGUCCGGGAGCUGAUCUCUCUCUACCCCUUCCUGUUGCCUACUUCCUCUUCAUUUAUACGGUCUCAUCCCCCUCUGCAUGAGUACGCGGACCUAAACCAGCUGACCCAAGGGGACCAGGAAAAGAUGACAAAAUGCAAACGGUUCCUCAUGAGUUACUUGAAUGAAGUCCGCAGCACUGAGGUGGCAAAUGGCUACAAGGAAGAUAUUGACACAGCUUUACUCAAGCUAUAUGCAGAGGCAAAUCAUGAAAGCCUGCUGGAUCUGCUAGUUUCGGAGAACUUUUGUCUCUUAACAGAUAGUGCUGCCUGGCUGGAAAAACACAAAAAGUAUUUUGCACUUGGUCUCCUGUAUCACUACAAUGGUCAGGAUGCUGCAGCACUUCAGUUAUGGGUGAAAAUAGUUGAUGGAGACAUUGAAGACUCUACACGUUCAGAUCUCUAUGAAUACAUAGUAGACUUCCUUACAUUCUGCUCAGACCAAGAUCUAGUGUGGAAAUACUUUGAGUGGGUUUUACAGAAAAAUGAAGAGGUUGGUGUACAGAUUUUCACUAAAAGGCCUUUGGAAGAACAGGAGAAAACCAACAUGAAUUCAGAUGAUAUCAUCAGUUGCCUUAACAAAUAUCCUAAAGCACGUAUUAAGUAUCUAGAACAUCUAGUACUGGAAAGGAAGAUAGAGAAGGAAAAGUACCAUACUCAUCUAGCUGUCCUGUACUUGGAGGCAAUACUUCAGCUAAAAUCUGGGACCACAGAUAAUUGUACAGAAACAACUGAACUGCUGCUUAAACUACGCAGUCUUCUUCAGAAAUCUGAUCUUUAUAGAAUUCACUUUAUUUUGGACAAAAUCCAGGGCACAGACCUUCAUAUGGAAAGUGCAAUUUUAUAUGGAAAGCUAGAAGAACACGAGAAGGCUUUGCAUAUCCUUGUCCAUGAGUUAAAGGACUACCAUGCUGCUGAAGAAUACUGUAUAUGGAACUCUGAGAACAGAGACAUGCAGUACAGACGGAGGCUAUUCCAUAUGUUGCUGUCAGUGUAUCUAAAUCCAGGCACUUCGGACUGUGCACUAGUCAUGGCUGCUGUGGACCUCUUGAAUAACCACGCUGCUGAAUUUGAUGCGGGUCUAGUUUUGCAGGUGGUGCCUGACAGCUGGUCAGUGCAGCUCCUCUCCCCGUUCCUGGCUGGAGCAGUGAGGCAAAGCAUUCAUACAAAAAGAAUGACUCAGGCUGCACUUGGCUUAGCACAAGCUGAAAACUUAAUCUACAAACACGAGAAGGUUAAACAAAGAGGAACUCCAAUUCUUCUUUCAGACAAAAAGGUCUGUCAGGUGUGCCAAAAUCCUUUCUGCGAGCCUGUAUUUGUAAGAUACCCAAAUGGGGGUAUGGUGCACACACACUGUGCUGCAAACAGACAUCUGAAUUCAAACAUGACUCAUCACUCUUCCAGCUCCAGCAAUCAGACUUGA
This is a messenger RNA of Nestor notabilis (Kea), 2592 nucleotides long. It is a transcript of the gene TGFBRAP1, whose product is annotated as transforming growth factor, beta receptor associated protein 1. The record is from RefSeq and is a predicted model, not a curated record. NCBI's taxonomy places the organism in Eukaryota, Metazoa, Chordata, Aves, Psittaciformes, Psittacidae. Gene Ontology annotation, cellular component: cytoplasm; membrane. The transcript has 11 exons. Gene Ontology annotation, biological process: endosomal vesicle fusion; vesicle-mediated transport; autophagy. The coding region runs from base 1 to 2592 and encodes 863 amino acids.